This is a messenger RNA of Lucilia cuprina (Australian sheep blowfly), 2021 nucleotides long. RefSeq names its product pre-mRNA-splicing factor CWC25 homolog (gene Cwc25). The transcript has 3 exons. Lineage: Eukaryota; Metazoa; Arthropoda; Insecta; Diptera; Calliphoridae. The coding region runs from base 117 to 1796 and encodes 559 amino acids. Gene Ontology annotation, cellular component: U2-type spliceosomal complex. Gene Ontology annotation, biological process: mRNA splicing, via spliceosome. The record is from RefSeq and is a predicted model, not a curated record.
CCGCCGGCAUUUUAAGUAUUAGCAGCCGCCGCACUUAAUAUUUGCCAGCACAGGGCUCUGUGUGGCGGACGCGUUUAUAAAUUUUAUAAAAUAAAUAUAAAUAAUAUAAAUUAAAAAUGGGAGGGGGAGAUUUGAAUUUAAAGAAAUCAUGGCACCCACAUACGAUGAAAAACCAAGAAAGGGUAUGGAAAGCGGAACAAGCCAAGACUCAGGAAGAGAAGAAACUUAACGAUUUACGUAGAGAAAUCGAAGAGGAAAAAAAUCGUGAGGAACUAAAACGUAUCGGAAGAGAAAGUGGUGUUCUAGGAGGCAGCCAUGAAGGUGAUAAAAAACUGGACUGGAUGUAUAAAAGCUCAACAGAGUUAAUAAAUCGUGAAGAGUAUUUGUUGGGACGCAAAAUUGACAAGUCCUUCGAAAUUCUACAGGCGGAGGAAAAGGAAAAAGAGCAACAAAAUCUUGUUGGAGUUAAGCAGCCAUUGAACCACGUUGAACACGAAUGUGUGCCAUUUUCUAUAAGAGCGUAUAAAAAUCUACAAAAUUCUGAACAAGUAGAUCUACAACGUAAAGUUAUGGAAGAUCCGUUGAUGUUGAUUAAGCAACGAGAAAUGGAAUCACGCAGAAAAAUUCUAGAAAAUCCCGUCAAAUUGAAGGAAUUACAUCGUAUUUUGAAAACGGAUGAAAAACUAAAGAAGGAAUCGAAAAAAUCCAAAAAGAGUAAAAAAUCUAAAAAGCAUAAGAAAAGAAGCAAGUCUUCAUCGUCAUCUUCUGGUAGUGACUCUGACUCAGAUCUGGAUAGUAUAUUGGCUAAGAAACUCAAAGGUGGUCUGUUGGAUAAAGACGAGGCAUCCAGUAUGGGCUUAAAUAUAAAUAAAUUAUUAGAUUCAAAAUUUGAAAAGAUCUCACAAGAACUGGAUAAAGCGGCGGGAAAGGGUAAAAAAAUUUCGAAGAAAAAUAAGUACCGAAGUGAUGAUUCAGAUUCAGGCGAAGAACAGAAUCGCACUAAAAGACGUUCCAGAUCAGCAUCUAAAAACAGAAAAGCUUUUCACAGCGAUAGAAGAUCUAGAUCAGCUUCAAGAGAUCGAGUAAGAAGACAUAAUAAAUAUGAAAAUAGAGGGAGAUCUAGAUCUCCAGUUAACAGGAAUUAUUCGGAAAGAAGGCAAGAUCGUAGAUCCAGAUCUAUUUCAAGAUCAGGAGAUAAAUACAAUUACAAUGCAGUUAAAAAGUCUAAUUAUACACAUGAUCGUAAAAGAUCAAGAUCACUUUCUAGACACAAAACAAGCAUUAGAUUUGCAAAUCGCUCACGUUCUCGUUCUAGAGAUCGCAAUGUAAGAAAUCGCAGAGUAUCAAGAUCACCAUCUAGAUCGAGAGAAUGUCGAAAUUCAAAUAAACGUAGAUCCAGAUCACGCUCAGCUUCUAAUGCACGUCUGCAAAGUAAACGUAAUUCAAGAUCACCUUCAGCGUCUAAGAAAGGUUCGCAAACACAAGAAACUAGUAGAUCCGCUGCCCAACGUUCUGGUAAACUGACGGAGGAAGAGAAGCAAGCUAAAUUACGGGAAAUGAUGUCAAAUGCAGCAUGGCGUGAAGAGGAGCGUACAGAGGUGGUACGCAAACAUCGUGAAGAAUAUGCUCGCGAGGAGGAACGCCACACAGCAAGAGAAUUCGAUAAGGAUUUUCUCAAUAAGGAAGUUAAAAAGGCUAUGGCCAACCAAACUUCAGUGGGUUCACGUCUACGCGCAAAUUUAAAUAAUAUUCAAAGAACUUCAGCAGCAAUGAAUUCAAAUUUUGCCAGAAAAUAAAGAUAUGUACAUAUUAUUUUUCUAAUUAGGAACACAUAGACAAAAACACAAAUGUUUUAUUUUAACAUUUAUUGAACAACUAAAUAACGUGUAUAUAUCUAAUCUUACAUACAUAGUAUAUUGUUCAUCAUGUAUGGAGGUACCACUGCUUACAUACAGGCAAAGUCGGCAGUAUUAUAUGCCAAUGUAAUAUGCUUCCAAUUAAAAUUGUGCUUAAUAAUAAAA